AUGUCGGACAGUGACACAUACGUCGACGUGACGGAUGAUAGAACAAGAAUUGUGAAAAAACAAAGUGAAAAAGUGACCGACACUCUUUACAAGAAGGGGUUGAUCGUCAGUGACCUAAGAAGGUAUCUCACCAGCACCGGUGGAACUUCCGGUAAGCUUCAGGACAACCCGAAGCUUCAUAAACCUGGGAUGCCUCUCCGCACUAUUGUAAACGGCCGUAAUCACCCGACAGAGAAGAUGGCGGAAAUAGUGGAGAAUGAAUUGUGCGAUCAUGUGACGUCACUUCUGUCGUAUGUGAGAGACACAACCAACUUUCUAAACAAAAUAGCACAGAUACAGCAGCCGUUACCAGACGGUACCAUCAUAUAUUUUUUGGAUGUAAAGGCUUUUUACCCCAGUCUACCAAGAGAAGAGGCCCGUGCUGCAGUAACUGAAGCUCUCAAUCGGCGAGUGCAACCGGAAGUACCAACCAACGACAUGGUCAUAAUGAUGGACACUGUCCUAAAUAACAACACCAUUUCAUUCAAUGGAGACCACUACAUGCAAAAUGAAGGAACUGCCAUAGGAUCGCAAUUAGGUAUGAACUACGCGUCGACCUAUAUGGGAGCCUGGGAGUAA
Molecule: messenger RNA, 618 nt
Organism: Dreissena polymorpha
Lineage: Eukaryota; Metazoa; Mollusca; Bivalvia; Myida; Dreissenidae
Exons: 1
Coding region: 1-618 (205 amino acids)
Source: RefSeq, a predicted model, not a curated record